AUGCGCCUACGGCCUCCCGGAUAUCUACUCCGUCCUUCCACUCUCGGUAAUGUCUGCUGGCGGUGCAGUCAACGAAUAAGUUAUGGAAAUUCGCAAUUUACAAAGACUUUCUCCCACGCCGCCCCCGUAGCACCGAAACAACAAUAUCGACUGAAGGCCGGAUACUUUUUGUCUAACAAAAUUCUACCUCAACCUCAUAAUAAUUCAAAUCCCCAGUCGUUUGCGGCUUCAACAGUCCCCGACGAAGCCACCAAAACUACCACCACAAGCCAAAUAAACCAACAUCUCCCUCACCGGCAACGUCAAGCUGCAAAGCGCAAAACAGCCAAUAUUAUACCUAAUUCAACCCCGCCAACUAACUCUGAAACCCCUCUCCCGCAAGAUGCCUCAUCUGCGCUUACGACAGAAUCUACGAAGCAUCCCGCCAAUUCUUUUCGUCGACAGCUAUCCCUUCUUCUUUCCUUGUCGAAACCUCGCCUUACCGUCCUAAUCGUUCUCACAGCUAUGGCGCCCUAUGCGCUAUACCCCGUACCGGCCUUUCUCUCCCCGUCUAUCGGUCUGGACACGCCCUCCCUCUCGCCCUUAACUCUGACCUUUCUCACGACCGGUACCGCACUCUGCUGCGCCAGCGCAAAUGCUCUUAACAUGCUCUACGAACCAGCUUGGGAUGCCAAGAUGACGCGCACACGAAACCGACCCCUCGUUCGGGGCCUCUUGUCCGAACGUAGGGCUCUCGUCUUUGCCGUUCUUACUGCCGUUGCCGGAGUUGGUAGCCUUUACUUCGGCGUAAAUCCCACAGUCGCCUUCCUCGGUGCUGCUAAUAUUGCACUCUACGCCGGAGUUUACACGCCAAUGAAACGUGUCUCGUGGCUGAACACUUGGGUUGGGGCGGUCGUCGGAGGCAUACCGCCGCUUAUGGGUUGGGCUGCGGCGGCUGGUGAAUCCGCGACGGGAGACGGGUCAUUCCGUGAACUCCUCUUUACGACAGAUGCGAUCGGCGGUUGGCUGUUUGCCGCUCUCCUGUUUGCCUGGCAAUUUCCUCACUUCAUGGCUCUAUCGUGGCCUAUAAGAGAAGAAUACAAAGCGGCCGGCCACAAGAUGCUGUGCUGGAUUAACCCUGCUCGGAACGGACGAGUAGCACUAAGGUAUAGCUUGCUAUUCUUCCCGCUGUCUAUCGGACUCUGCGCCGUAGGAGUAACAGAGUGGAGCUUCGCGGUGACAAGCCUACCGGUUAACUUCUGGCUGGCGCGAGAAGCGGUGCGGUUCUGGCGACAGGAAGGCUUUAAGGGGAGCGCGCGGGGGUUAUUUUGGGCUAGCGUUUGGCACAUACCAGUUAUCAUGGUACUCGCUCUUGUUCAGAAAAAGGGGAUGUGGGGGCGAGUUUGGAGAAGUAUUGUUGGAGAGCCAGAUCUCGAGGACGAGUACGAGGACUGGGUCGUAGACCAAAUCAGUCAAGAAGCUGAGGCCGCUGAUGGCGAGGCCCAAAAAGCAGUGCCUCCUAUUGAGUCCGAGUGA
Daldinia childiae is the source of this 1515-nucleotide messenger RNA. RefSeq names its product Protoheme IX farnesyltransferase, mitochondrial. The transcript has a single exon. Gene Ontology annotation, biological process: heme biosynthetic process. The record is from RefSeq and is a predicted model, not a curated record. Lineage: Eukaryota; Fungi; Ascomycota; Sordariomycetes; Xylariales; Hypoxylaceae. The coding region runs from base 1 to 1515 and encodes 504 amino acids. Gene Ontology annotation, cellular component: mitochondrial membrane; mitochondrion. Gene Ontology annotation, molecular function: protoheme IX farnesyltransferase activity.